Messenger RNA from Megachile rotundata (alfalfa leafcutting bee), 6363 nucleotides. RefSeq names its product vitellogenin. NCBI's taxonomy places the organism in Eukaryota, Metazoa, Arthropoda, Insecta, Hymenoptera, Megachilidae. The record is from RefSeq and is a predicted model, not a curated record. Gene Ontology annotation, molecular function: lipid carrier activity. Gene Ontology annotation, biological process: lipid transport.
GCAAUUUUGGGACAAUAGUAACAAGAUCCUUCAAUGAAGUAAAAAUUGUUAAGAACAUCAAAAGUGUAAACUCUACUUUGAAGAGGAUGAACAGAAUCCACUGCAUAGAUUCAUACUCCAUGACCCCUUCCCUAUACUUGAGCACAUCCUGCCUAAAACUGAAAGCUGAUAGGUACAGCAAUCAUAUUCCCCAAGAAGAACCGAUACAAACUUCUCAUAUUUUCCGCGGUCUCUUGAUUACUGAAGUAAACAUUUUGCAACCGUUACAUUUUCGGAAUAUCGAAUACCGUCUACUGACCCAGUAACCCCGCCACAACGCGUGAACUCUCGCCGCCAUUUGAUCGUAAUAAUUAUGCCACAUCUCAUGAACGCGUUCGAUCAGGUACAGACCAAAGGCGAUUCUGGUUUUAUGACUUCUCCAAUGGUGUUGAAUGAUGGUCGCGUUUUUGUGUAGCAGUCUGAAAUGGUUUCGGGUGAGGAUCCCACGCAUCCAAGCCCGUAGCGACCCAACAGAGUCCAGUUGGCUGAAUUCACGGUUGAAUACGCGUCACAACAAUUGCUGCGUGAAAUUCUUCCAAAUUUGCAUGUGAAAAUUUCGGGAUCAUAAAUUAGGUACUGCUCAAAAUUUUUAAAUUUUAAGCUCGUGUGCAUACAUACGUAGAAUUUUUCUUGUAUUACAAAUAUUUCAUAUGAAGUCCUACAGGUUCACUAUGAAGUCGAGUUAAAAAUUUGAAGCUAUAGCUACAGAUGCUCAUUAUGUAACUGAGAUUUCGACACCUAGGAUGUAACCUGAAAAAAGAGAAACGAAACCGCAGAUAAUACGAUGCUUACCAUUAGUGCGACCCCGAACAUUCGAUAUCUCUUCGAAUGAAAUACGUUACGAUACAAAUAUGUUGAUAUUUAUUCAGCAUACUCUGAUAACAACGACAAACUUGUAUAGUGGACUAUUGUUCGUGGGGUUAUCGUGGUUACUCUUCUGCCAAAUUCUUUGCAGACUGGAGCAAGUGUUAACCUGUACGCGAUGUAAUUUUCACUUCUUGUUUUAUGAAAACGUGACCUGUGACGUGUUGUGAUCUUUGAAUUCUGUUCUGAAUUUAUGGAAAUAGAAAUACGAGGAACAGUCAGCAUUUUUAUCUUCAGGCAUGUGAGAUUGUGGUCUCAUGUCUCUCAAGUGAAAGCUGUGAACAGACUUUGCUAUUUUCUUUCCAGAGAUAGGCUUUGAAACGUUAACACUUUAGUGAAAUGAAUGAAAGCGUUCAGAGUUUUUUUAGAACGGUAAAAAUGAAAGUAGGGGAAUACACUUGAUCAUCGGCUAUCAAAGAAACUGCUUCGUACGAGGAAAACCAAGAAUUAUAUGUUUUCAACGAUUACAUGACUUCUUACAAUUUUUCUCCGUUAAUUAUUUAUUCCGCUGAAUUGAUACAACGCGAGAGCAUAUAUAUGCUCUAAGUCGACAGGACGUAUCACUUUCCGAUGAGCUACGGUCAAUAAUGUGGCUGCCUUUGACACUCUUGGUGCUUGCGGGAGUGGUAUCCGCCGAAAGCAACUAUGGCUGGAAGGUCGGCAACGAGUACAGCUAUAUGGUACAAAGUCGCACGUUCACGAAUUUGGCCGAGUUCCCCAAAGACUAUGCGGGUAUCUUGAUGAAAGCACACCUCACGGUGCAAGUUAAGGAGGAUGGCAAGCUAACCGCGAAAUUAACAAAGGAUCAAUACUCUCACGUUCAUAGCAAUCUGUCCAGGGGCUGGGACGAGUACAUCCUUGACCUACUGUUGAUGCCCAAUGACAUACCCAUAUCUGAAAAGCCCUUCGAUAUUAAAUUAAAGGACGGGUUGAUCGACUCUGUAAUCGUGGAGGAAGAUGUUCCCAACUGGGAGGUGGUACUACUCAAGAGUAUCAUCAGCCAGUUCCAGGUGGACAUCAAGGGUAAGAAACUCGUGGAGGGACACGAUGUCAAGGUUCCGGAUGAGAAUGACCCUCGGGGAGGAUUCACGGUAUUGGAAGACUACUUCGCUGGUUUGAACGAAGUUCGUUACGACUUCAAACCGCUGUCGGAACAGCAGUUUCGAACUAGGCCGGAAUUGGUGCCGAAACCUGAACUGAAGGGCUCAGGACAACACAUUGACAUCGUCAAGACGAAGAGCUAUGACAGAUACCCGGAAAUGUCGGAGAAGGUGUUCGGCAUGACGCGGCAGAUGAAGAAGGAACCUAAAACUAACAAGAACCUCAUGUCGAAAUCAUCCACCAGUAGAAUCGUUAUCUCAGGUAACCUGAAUGAUUUCGUUAUCCAAUCGGCGGUGUCUACCAGUAAGACGACCAUCACGCCCUCGUUCAAUGACGCGCAGAACAGCACAGUGCUCAGCAAACUGAGCCUAACUCUGGAGGACAUGCACGAGAUCAAGACUCCAAUGCCAUCGCCAACGAAACCCAAAUCCACCGGCUACCGCAUCUCUUUCGAAACCACCCCGUCCUCUCUGGAAGAUGCUCCCAAGCAUCCUGUCUGGCCCAACAUCAUCGAUUACGGAGGCAAAUUUAUUGGCCACUCUCGUGAGUUUAACGGUUUAGCUGCAGUCGGCAAUUUACUCGGGCACAUUUCAAACGAACUGCUGAAGCCGAAUACGAUUCCUGAGAAAAAGACCCUAGACAAGUUCACCCAACUCGUCAACAUAAUCCGCAACAUGAACAGGAAUCAAAUAGCGGAAGCUGAGAACAGCUUGGAGAUCUCGCCAAAGAAACUCAAGUGGGGCGACAAGGCUGACGCCAUUCGGCAAAACCGUUGGUCCGUUUUUAGGGAUGCUGUCACUCAAGCUGGGACGGGACCUGCUUUGUUGACCAUCAAAAAUUGGGUCGAGAAUGGAGAAUUGAGGAGUGAAGAGGCUGCUGAAAUGCUGUCCAAAAUCCCGGCGUCUGCUCGGCAAAUUACAGCCAAAUACACCGAGGCGUUCUUCGAACUGGCCACUCAUCCACAAGUCACGCAAACAGCACUCCUAAACGUCACAGCGAUAACGGCGUUCUCCGAACUGUUGUUCCUGUCUCAAGGAAACGAUAAGAGCAUCUACAAAUUCUAUCCCGUGCACACAACCGAUCGUCCCUCCGAGGAGCAAUACUUGGAUAUCGUCAAUAAGUACAUCCCAUAUUUGGGGGUGCAAUUAAAGAAGGCCGUGGAUGAUGACGACAGCGCAAGGAUCCAAACCUACAUCGUUGCUCUGGGUACCAUCGGAAUGUACGAGGUGCUCCCCGUCUUCGAGCCUUUCCUGACAGGCAGGGAGAAAAUGACAGCCUUCCAGAAGACGUUAAUUCUCGCCAGUUUGAGUAACUUUGUCGCGAAUCAUCCGAAGAAGGCACUGCCGGGCUUGAAACAGAUCUACAUGAACACGACGGAGAGUCAGGAGGUGCGUUGCAUGGCCCUCUUCCUGAUUCCAAUGACGAAUCCUCCUCUGGAGGUGCUGCGUGAAAUCGUACAGUUCAGCAACAACGACAGCAGCAAACAGGUCAAGUCCGCGGUGAAGUCCACCCUUCAGGGCCUGAAACAUUUAUCUGACCCAGAAUGGCAAUCGCUGGCGAAGAAUGCCCAGGCUGCGUUGAAGUUAUUGGACAGCAAGGAUUACGACCCGCUGAAAUCCCACGAAUUCAUCUUUAACAAGAUGAAAGAAGAGAACCUUUUCACUAACACUCUUCUUAAUUACAUCGGCAGCGACAAUAGCCCGAUCCCUCGUACCAUCUACCUUGCGACGAUCCUUUAUGAUGGCAACUUCAAAGGAUCCCCUGUGGAACUUAUGACUAUGAUUCCCAACAUGGACUCUCUUAUCGACGCUCUGAUACCCUCCGACAAACGGUCCCUCGUGAAAAUGGCCACCGAGAAGAUUGCCGAGGAACUGAAUAUCGUGGGCGAUAUACCUGUCUUGCUGGAAGGAAAUUUCUUGUGGAGGACGAAGUUCUUGUCGCGUUUCAUUCCUUAUGACGAGAACACUGUUCGCAACCUUCCUAACAAGGUCGUCGAGCACCUGACAGCCAGGAAAGACGGAGCUUUCCACAAUACGCACAUACUGAAUUUGCACGAGAUGAUGAUAGAUGACACGACCGAUACUGGUUUGCCUUUCGUGUACAGCUUAUGCGAAUGCACUCUGCACAAGCUGAGUUCGACAGAUAAUUACAAACCGGGUCGCUUCGAGUCCGACUUCCAGUUCGCGAUAGUUCAGAAAACGCAGAGGAAUAUAGGUUUCGUAACGCCAUUCGAUCAUCGUCAUUUCGUUGCCGGUGUAGACAAGCACACGCAGGUUUAUCUUCCCCUGAAGACCUCUGUGGAGGUCAGUGCUCCGAAGAAGAGCGUACAGCUGAAGAUUUGGCCACCAAAGAGCGACAAGCCUGACACGGUGCUGCUAUGUAUGCGGACACCGUACACUUCGAUCCAUAACGUCAUGGAUUUACAACAAUUGCUGGAGGAGUCAGCGUUUGACACACGGCGUUUACACAACGACGAAGUAAAACAUGAGAGACAGCCUACGACGAAUAUGAUAUUCAGGAUGGAGGCGGAAGCCGACGCGACCAACGAGGAUGUAUGGGAUUACGAUUCGUGGAUCAUGUUCCCAAUAAAGGACAAACAAAGCGAAUACCACAAGGUGGCCGUAAUCAUGGAUAAGAGAUCUGAUGAGGGAAAGCCGUUGGUUUUGAGUGCUUCUUACGGUACUUUGGAUGUGGAAGCUGGCACCGAAGAUGCUAACCAAUGGACACAAUUUGUCAAUGCGACGGAAGCAUUCAGCGAGAUUCGAGACAGCGAACAGCGUAAGAUCCGAUUCCUGGAGGAAGCAGCCAAAGGCAUCGUGUUAGCCCAGGCGGGAGUGCUGGACUUCCAUAUCCACAUCCCUUUCAUAAAUGAAGAGGUGAAGACCAACCUAACCGUUGCUUGGUCUGCGAGCAACGCUGAAACUAAGGGACGAUUUCUUUCCCGCUUGACCAUCAUGAACCAAAUAGACGAAGUCGAGUUCGAAGUAUGCGCAGCGUCCCAGUUAGCGCUCACACCACCUUACUUCCCAGUUUAUGAUGAAGUUAACAACUGCACGCCCAAAAUCGAAUUUGACAUAGACAUUCGACAUGGGGAGAAUUGUCAAGAGGAUAAUCGCGUGAACAUCAUAGGCACCGGUACUCGAAGCAACGAGCUGAAGGAAGAUAUCAACGAUAUCAGUGUAGUGAAGGAAUGCAAGAAGCAGAUGGAGCAAGGGAACAAACUCCUCCGGGCGUGCCAGAAGGCCGGAGACAAGGCUCUGCAGGUGGACGAAUUACAACUCUCCUUGCAGAGCGGUUGCCGAAGAACACAGAGGGAUAUGGAAUACUUCUUUUCUCAUUUGUUAUCUUCGGGCAUUAUCGUUGGUACCUUAGCCGAAUUGCAGCCUAAAGUCAUGGACGAAGGCAAGAUCAACCUGAAGGCGAAGAUUUCGAAGAAUAUGAAGUCUGCGAACUUCAGUGUGCAGUUGCCGAACAUAAACGUGGAGAUGAAUGAUGUCAACUUGGAUUAUUUUGAAGAUAGCUCCGAGGAAAAGGAGGAUGAAGCCGACAACAGCUGGCUGAUGGACGACGAUGUGUCAACCUGCGUGAUGGAUCUCAACAGAGCCGAGACUUUCGACGGCAAAGAAUUUCCCCUGAAGUUGAGCAGCUGCUGGCAGGUUCUGAUGACUACAUAUCCCAGACUGAAUCCCAGGAAGCCCAGCGAGAAGCUCGCGAUGUCGGAAGACGAAAGCGUGAGCAUCCUCGCGCGAGAGAUCAACGGACAAAAGGAGGUGAAGGUCAUACUCGGCCAAAACGAGAUUCUGCUUCUGCCCGGCAGCGAGCUACCCGAGGUACUGGUGAAUGGUCAGAAGGUCCCAGUUGCUGGCACAGUUACUCACCAAGUGCGACAGGAUGACGAAGUCGUCUUCGAGAUAUUCCAACGUGGAAGUCACUACAUUUCAGUAGUAUCGGAGGAGUACGAUGUGACACUCACUUACGAUGGAAAACGCCUUAUGAUCGAGGAACCUGAGAUGUUCAGCUACUCCCUUCGAGGACUUUGCGGCAAUUACGACGGCGAUUCAGAAAAUGAUUUCACGAGUCCUGGUAAUUGUCUGCUGACGAAACCCGAGGAGUUCAUCGCCAGUUACACGCUCACCAAGGAGCAGUGCGAAGGAGAGAGCCUGCAGAAGGUCAAGUCCUUGCAGAAGCCAGCGUGUGCAACGAUCUCCAGGCGUUAGACGUUUUAUCGACCCUGCAAACUCGAGAAGGAAGAUGACCAGAAAAUUUUAUCGGUUCCCCUUAUGUGACACCAAAGAUGUACUUGUUUUAAUUCUAGUUUAUAUAGCGCGUAACGUGUAUCUAUAAAAUUUGUAAAUAUUA